AUGUGCAGCGUAGGCCUGCUCAUCUCGUUGCUCCUCGAAGGAUUCGUCUUUGCUUCGUCGUACGUGCUGCUCUUCGUUCCACUGCUGUAUUUUGAGAAUCGCCAACAAUGCGUCGCGUACGGCACUGUUAUGACUGUCGUUAUGACGCUGUGGUCAUGCGCGCUUUAUUUCUUCCGCGUUGUUCGCCCGAUCCAGCACCUCAACCGCUCCAUUCGGCAGGCUGAAAAUGUAUUCAAGGGGCUCGCGCAGACGCCCGCCCCGUCCCUGCCGGAGGGCUUUUUUUUGCACUCCUCCUCCCCGAAGAGUACGACUUGCGUGUGCGACGACCUGCUGGAGGAGCGACACCGGCUGGAGAACGCGCUGCACGGCCUUCACCUCGACUCACGGCCCUCAAGCCAUUUUGUGCAGGACCAGCGCUGCGCCGUGGCGAACCUUUUGGCGGCGCUCCUCCUCUGGCAGCAGAGCUUGAUCGACCUGACCCAGAUGAAACUGAAGGAGGCUGAGAGGGCCCGCGCCGGCAGUUGUCGCCAGAGAUGUGUGUCGCGGCAGGAGGGUGUAAACGGCAACGGCCCCGACCAUGACCGCCCCGGGGAACGAAGGAAGUCGGCGCAGUUCAUGCUGCAUCCGCGGUCGAAUGAAACAGCAUUCAACCUGGAAACGCGUGCGGCGAGCGCCCCAGAGGAGCCGGAGAUGCCGUUGUCGAGUGAACCGCCGUAUGGUCCGCUCUUCACGCCACUGGCCACCGCGGCGGUGGAUUUCGAGGGAGCCAUGACGACCCCUGCCGCUCAGAAGCCCAACCCAAACAGCCUACUAGCGGCAGUGCGCCACGUGGAUCCCGCGGCCCGUCUUGGCGCGGACCCUAACGAGAUGCAGUUGGAGCUGGUUAACGCGCCGCUGCCGCAGGUGCAGGAAAAAGAGUCCGCGCAAGCAAAAGAUGAUGUCCCCAGGAAGAAAACUGUGGACGCUAAAAUCACCAUGCUAAGCCCGGAGUACUUGAUAGAGCAACAGUCAAGGCGUGACACGGCGAUGGCUGCUGCAGUGAAUGCGAAGCCGAUAUCCCUCGCCCCUCCCCAGGGCGAAUCGAUCGUUGCAGCAGCUAGAAACGACGCCCAGCGAGCCUUGGAGAAUAAAGAUCGCUGCCUUCCAAGGCUCCGACGAGGAGACCGUUUCGCCACCGACAACAAUAAUGUUUUCUUCUACUUGCUAGUCAAGCAUCUGCAGACCCCGGCGACGACAAUUGGGUUCGAAGCAUGCUUUAGCUCAACUGAGGAUGAUCGCUUCCGUGCGGAGAACUUCACAAGGGCCCCCGGCGAGCGAAAAACUUGGAGGUUCUCUGAGGCGAUGCCGUUUGAGGGAUUUGCUCUGACUGCGAACGGCAGACGUGUUUCGCUCAGUGGUGCGCAGAAGCUGCUUGCUGGGUUUCGCAGCUGUGAAGUGGAGGCAGAUGAUGAUGUGGAGACAGCAAGUGGGAGGUCGGCGGCACUGCAACAACGUCCCGCACUCGUAGGCAAGGAGAGUGCCUCCCACGGAGAUGCUAGGGAGCGUGCCUUUAUUCUCUCAUGGGCCGCGCUUCCAGAGGUGCCCAUACGACUGACGAUGCUGACAGUAAAUUUGGCACCCGGCGAGUCUUGCACGCUCCCCGUCCUGGAAUGUCUUAUCAAUGAUGUAUUUUGCAUUUUGACGUCGGCUGUUCUGACUGUGGAGUUAGUUAGCGGUGAAAGUCGGCCUGAACGUGGGGUGUCGGUGGAACUCCACGGCGUCUCUAUUGAGGAUACCUCUGAGGUUGAUCAAAUUGCUCCGGCGGCCGUGGAGCCUGGGGAACAGCUGGGCUUUGGAAUGCCGGUCUCCCAGACAAUCAAGCUGUGA
Molecule: messenger RNA, 1866 nt
Organism: Trypanosoma conorhini
Lineage: Eukaryota; Euglenozoa; Kinetoplastea; Trypanosomatida; Trypanosomatidae
Exons: 1
Coding region: 1-1866 (621 amino acids)
Source: RefSeq, a predicted model, not a curated record